Messenger RNA from Pogona vitticeps (central bearded dragon), 1919 nucleotides. RefSeq names its product G protein-coupled receptor 183 (gene GPR183). The record is from RefSeq and is a predicted model, not a curated record. NCBI's taxonomy places the organism in Eukaryota, Metazoa, Chordata, Lepidosauria, Squamata, Agamidae. Gene Ontology annotation, molecular function: G protein-coupled receptor activity; oxysterol binding. Gene Ontology annotation, cellular component: membrane. Gene Ontology annotation, biological process: B cell activation involved in immune response; G protein-coupled receptor signaling pathway.
GACCUUAAUCACUCUUUAAGAACAACAUACUGAGGGGAAACAGUUGCAUAUGGGAUGUGUGGCAAACAUGAGCACAACACAGACGAUCUGCCAGACUGCCGUUACGUCUCUUGAAUUUCCUGGAGAUACACCAGCUAUGGCAACAGCUUCGGCCACACUGCCUUUUGCAACAGAUUUGGCUAAUAACGGAACUUGUGAUCUAUAUGAACACAAAGAUGCAGCACGUAUCUUGUUACCUUUAUUCUACAGCAUCAUUUUUGUCAUUGGAGUACUUGGAAAUGGACUUGCUCUUACUGUGAUCAUUAAAAACAGAAAAAAGAUGAAUUCUACUACUAUUUACUCAACAAAUCUUGUUGUCUCGGAUAUACUUUUUACUACAGCUUUACCUACAAGAAUAGCGUACUAUGCACUGGGUUUUAACUGGCCAUUUGGAGAAGUAUUCUGCAAGAUCACAGCUCUUGUUUUUUACAUAAACAUUUAUGCAGCUGUGAACUUUAUGACCUGUUUGAGCAUUGACCGGUUCAUAGCUGUGGUCCACCCUUUAUGUACCAAGAUCAGAAGAGUGAGAUGCGCCACAUACAUUUGUUGCUUUGUAUGGUUCCUUGUACUUGGGCAAACACUCCCACUGCUUACACAUCAAAUGUCACACAAUGAGGGAAAUAUGACAACAUGCAUGGAAUAUCCAAACUUCGAAAAAAUAAUUGAACAUCUCCCUUGGAUACUUCUUGGUGCCUGCUUACUUGGAUAUGUAAUUCCCCUUGAUAUCAUACUAUUCUGUUAUAUUAAAAUUAGCUGCAAACUCUGUCAAGCUGCAAAAGAAAAUCCGCUGGCUGAAAAAUCAGGAACAAACAAGAAGGCAAUUAAUACAAUUAUUUUUAUCAUAGUUGUCUUCGUCAUCUGUCUCACCCCAUACCAUCUUGCCAUUAUUGUACAAAUGAUUAAGAAACUUGUGCUUCCUGAUGAUAUUUCAUGCACCGAUCAACAGAUCUUCCAGAGGACUCUCCACUACACUGUGUUUCUGAUGAAUUUAAACUGUUGUUUUGAUCCUUUCAUUUAUUUCUUCGCAUGCAGAGGAUAUAAAAGUACAAUAAUGAAAAUACUGAGACGACAAGGAAGCAUUUCCUUAUCAAGUGCUGUCAGAACAGCUCCUGAUGAAAGUUCCCGUGAUAUUAGAGACACACAGCUUUCUCCCCUUUCAACAUCUUUCAACGGAAAGGCACUGAAUGCAACUUAACAUUGGAAACAUACUUCCAGAAUCUCAAUUUCAGAACAUAUUGAUAAUAGCAAAAGCUACAACUUCUCUGAUAAUAAAGAACCCCACAUCUUCCAGGAAUGAGGGGAGGUGGGCAAGUCAUGUGACUACAACAGUCAUAACAACAAAAUGAACUAGCCAUGUCUUUGCUUUCUAAACUCUCAUUCUAUGUCAUAUGUUUCCCACAAAUAUUUAAUUUUGGUGAGCAUUAUGUUCUGUCUGCUUCUACUUGUGAAUCUCAGUAAUCUGUAUAAAAAAAUCACUUCACAAACCAGUUAUCUGACAAAGAAACAAGCUAAAAUUAAAUGUCUUUAAAUGAGCUGACUGGUAUGAAAGCAAGUGAUAAGAUACAAAGAUAUACACGGGUACAUAGAAAGAAAUAAUUGAUGUGUUCUGCUUUUUCAUAGAUAACCAAUGGUAUAAAAAGACUGAAUUAGAAAAAGUUUUAUUUUCAACAGGAAGUAUUCACGUUGUUGAAGGUGACUUAAAACAAUGUGUUGAAGGUGACUUAAAACAAUGAACCAUUCAUUCCAAACUGGUCUUGUUGUCUAUUCCAUAGUCAUCUUAGGACUGUAAAUGCUUGUCACCAUCACUGAUAGAUCUUGGGCCGAUCAGUGCAAGAAUGACUGUUGCUGGGCUCAACAAGAACAAAUGCUAUAAAAUAUAA